Messenger RNA from Cotesia glomerata, 905 nucleotides. RefSeq lists its product as uncharacterized. NCBI's taxonomy places the organism in Eukaryota, Metazoa, Arthropoda, Insecta, Hymenoptera, Braconidae. The coding region runs from base 89 to 793 and encodes 234 amino acids. The record is from RefSeq and is a predicted model, not a curated record. The transcript has 6 exons.
UAUAAAGCCAAGAUUUUAUCUUCAUUUGCUCGCAUUCUUUUGCAAAGUUAACUUCACAUAAGUUCGUAGAUUAUUAUUGCGCUUUAAAAUGGGUGUUAAAUUUUUUUGUUUUGUACUUUUAUACAUUUACGCACCUUUAGCACGACAAUCGAAUGUAACAAAAACACUCCAUCUAGAAACUGGUGAUGAUGGUGUAUUUCCAUGUCAUCCAACUUUACCCGAACAGAAAGUCAAGCUACUUAUGAAUGGAGUGGAACUAGAACUCAAUGACCGACUAACUUACGAUCCAAAAAUAGGGUUUACAUUGAAACUCGUAACUUCUGCAGAUUCAGGACGAUACCAAUGUGUAAAUAAAGAAGGAACUGAAGAACUCGACUACUAUGUUGAUGUUAAUGAAAACUGCAAUGUUAUUGCUAUGAAAAAGCCAACGCGGAUCAGAUACUCAGUUAAACAUUUGGUAGAAGAUGGCCAGCUGAGAGUACAUUGUGCAGGUCUUGUACCUAUUUCCAGAGAGCUGCGACUUAUUCUAACUUACCCUUUUUCAAAGUUCGAUAAAUCUAGAAUUACUUUCAAGCCUAUUCCGAAGCUAAAAAUAACAGAAUGUCUAGAAAGAUCGACCAUUAAAUUCACAUUACACAAUUUCACGAAAAAUGAUGAGGGCCCUUAUAGGUGUUAUAUAGAAGAUAUAGUUUAUUCCUAUAUUUAUGUAACUAUGGAAGAUGCUAAGAAAGAGUACCAGAAGUUAAAAGCAGUUGAAAUUCAAGUGGAUCCAGUGGAUGCAAACAAUUUCUGAAGUUUUUUUUUUAAUUUCUUUGUAACCAAGAAAUUGAUUUAAUAAUAGAGCUUACGACUAAAAUUAUUUUAUGUAUGGAUUUGAAAUAUGGAUAAAUAAUCUAUUUGCAGAA